This is a messenger RNA of Lagenorhynchus albirostris (white-beaked dolphin), 11348 nucleotides long. RefSeq names its product nudix hydrolase 16 like 1 (gene NUDT16L1). The record is from RefSeq and is a predicted model, not a curated record. NCBI's taxonomy places the organism in Eukaryota, Metazoa, Chordata, Mammalia, Artiodactyla, Delphinidae. Bases 2007 to 2642 code for a protein of 211 amino acids. Gene Ontology annotation, cellular component: nucleus. The transcript has 4 exons. Gene Ontology annotation, molecular function: snoRNA binding.
UCCAGCUGUCAUGUGGGGAAUGGAUUGGAGGGGCAGGUUUGGCUGCCAGGAUGCUGGAGCCCAGCCAGGGCCCUCUGCUUGGUCUGCGCUCCCCUGCCCAGCGCGCAGCCUCCCCGUAGGGAAAGGCUGGGUCUCCAGAACACCCACUGCAGCACUGCCUGAACCACCACCCACCAGCAGGGCCCUGGCUCCUCUGUAGACACAGUUCCAAGUAGCCUCCUCUGGUCCCCUCUGACUCAGGCAGCCUGUCCCUGCCCCAAGGAAGGCUUGCCACCCUCAGUUGUGCCUGGGUCUGGCAUGGUCCCAGUGUGGUAGAAGGGCGCUCAGUGUCACAUGGGUUCUUGCAUGGGCUGCACUGGAUCUCCCUCCACACUGCCCCCAAACCAACCCACCUCCUUUCUUAAUGUCUGCGGCCUGGAGGUGGGGUCCUCCCUGAAUUGGCCCUUCCCCUUGAUAAUCUCUCCCCUUCAGACACGGUUACCUGCCCUGGAAUCUGGCUUCCCCUUGCCAGCUGUGGCUGCCCCACCUGAGCCCUGACCCCUGGCAGAGGGCCAUGGUAGGGGAGAGCCUCUCUUUGGGUCCUUACUCCCCACGUCUGACAGAACACCACCGAGGACCCAACGUGAAUGAGUUUCUGGCGAAUCCUGCCAACCCUCGCCUGCCCUCUGCCCCUCUCCUUCUCAGCCCCGGUCAGGGCACAGAACUUGCCCUCGGCUGCAUGGCUUUCCUGAGGCUGUGCCAUGGCACCCAUCCUGUGAGCACAGGCUGUGGUGCCUUCCCUCAGCAAAUCCAUGUCCACGGUGGGAGAAAAAUGGAGCUUGGGCCAGCUGGUGGAGCGAGUGGCACCAUAGGAUCCAGGGGAGCCCCGCUACUGUCCCUCUGAUGGCUGUUUCUGACGCUUCCGAGCCCUAGCAACUUCCUUCUCCAGUACAGACAGCUGGUAAGUAACUCGGGCCCCCUUUUGCUGAAGCUUCACGGUUUUCUGUUGUGUACACUGGGUAGGAGGCAGUGGGAAUCUUGGGUGGGAUCCUGGCUCUCACAAACUGCUGGGUGCCCUCAGGCAAGUCCCAUUCAUCUAAGCCCCAGGUUCCUCCUCGGAAUAAAGUGGGGGAGACCUUAUUUCCUCCAACAGUACCUGGCUAUGGUGUCUGACAGGCAGGGUACUUGGUGCGCUGGGCUGGGAAGCUCCCUGCCCCGGGAUUUAAAUCACUUCUGCCCCAGCAGGCUGGGCUUAGGGAGCCCCAGAACUCCUCACCAUGCACCCAGUUCAGUGCUGGGUGUGGACUUGUACUGUGAGGGCAGUUGGAGCUUUGCCAGACUCUGCUUUCCUGCUCUUCUAGUCAGGCAGACCAGCAGUGACCUUGGAUUCCAGUGCUUAGCCGGCUGCAGAACGAUGGGGCUGGCGUGCGUGCAGGGGAGGGUUGUGUCCUCUGAUCCCAGGGCUCAGCUGAGCCCCUUGGGGGAAGCAGGAGGCGCCCUCGCGUCCAGAAGCUGGAGCCGGCCAGACCUGGAGCUGGCGCUGGGAAGCCCGCGGGGCGGUGCUCCCAGGCAGGCGCUGGGGGAGGGCCGAGGGCAAAGAGAUCGCUGGGGCUUCUCCUGCCCUCUUCGGGGCGGGUAGUCUGAACCCUGACUCCGCAAGCACCGCCCCCACCCCGCAAGCGCCGCGCGCCCGAGGACCCGAAGUCCACGCCCCACUCCUGCGAGCUCGGCUGUCGCGUUGCAUCCUGGGCUCUGUGGUUUUCGAGGGCCGUGGGCGGGGCCCGCUCGGGGUGCGCGGCUAUUGGGUGACGGCUGGGGCGCCCGCAGCCAUUCCCUUUGUGCCCGCCCCUUCCGCCCCGCAACGGAGCGUCGGAGAGCCGUGACGGGCUCUGCCCUGGUGCGCGUCAGCGAUUGGCGGAGGGGCGGGGCCCAGGGGCGCGGCUGUCCGCGGAUUGCUCGGGCGCGGCGGGGGCGGGCCCGCGCAUGCACGUAAGGGCGGUGCACGGGUCGCGGUGAGUAGUGCCAAGAUGUCGGCGGCGGCGGUUCCGGAGCUGAAGCAGAUCAGCCGGGUGGAGGCGAUGCGUCUGGGGCCGGGCUGGAGCCACUCGUGCCACGCCAUGCUGUACGCCGCAAACCCCGGGCAACUCUUCGGCCGCAUCCCCAUGCGCUUCUCGGUGCUGAUGCAGAUGCGCUUCGACGGACUGCUGGGCUUCCCCGGGGGCUUCGUGGACCGGCGCUUCUGGUCGCUGGAGGACGGACUGAAUCGGGUGCUGGGCCUGGGCCUGGGCUGCCUGCGCCUCACGGAGGCCGACUACUUGAGCUCGCACCUGACCGAGGGCCCGCACCGCGUCGUGGCGCACCUGUACGCGCGGCAGCUGACGCUGGAGCAGCUGCAUGCUGUGGAGAUCAGCGCGGUGCACUCGCGGGAUCACGGCCUGGAGGUGCUGGGGCUCGUGCGCGUCCCACUGUACACCCAGAAGGACCGAGUCGGUGGCUUUCCCAACUUCCUGAGCAACGCUUUCAUCAGCACAGCCAAGUACCAGCUCCUCUUUGCUCUCAAGGUGCUCAACAUGAUGCCCGAGGAAAAGCUGGCUGAAGCUUUGGCUGCAGCCACAGAAAAGCAGAAGAAGGCCCUAGAGAAGCUGCUCCCAUCUUCCUCCUGAGCCUGCAGGCACCUCCAGGAAGCAGACUGGCAGCACUGGCCAAGCGUGCACAAUGACAACAGGAGAGCCACCACAGGACAGGAAGGUCACCACUGGCGGUCUCCUAUGGCCCUACGUCUGGAAAGACUCCUCAGUGAAGCUCACAGUUUCCACAGCGCUGGCCUGGUAAGGAAAGCAAUGCUCCCGGCCCAGCCUGGGUGUCCCAUCUUAGAGCCUCGACGAAGUGGCUGGCACAUGUGGGCAAGGACACUCUGCUCUGUAAAUAAAACACCUGUACUUGCUCCUCUCUUAUUUCUGGGGCCUGCUUCGCUCUCCAGGUAGCUUUGUAGAAUCAUGGGGGUUCUGAUGCAAAGGUGGCCCUAGCUACAGGCAACAGAGGGAUGGGGCAGCAGGGAUCACCCAGUUGGUCCUGCCCUGAGCAUGGUGCUCUGGGCGAGGGCCCUGGCACAGCUUUCCUCUUACUGUGGUUUAUCAGCCAGUACCUCAGGCCGUGGGACCAGAACUGAACCCCUCACCAGCCAAUCUUAAAUUUUAUUUUCCAGCAAAUGACAUAUGCUGCCCAGGCACCCCGCCCCAGUCCUCACCUGUCUGGGCGAACCUCAGCGUGGCGCCUGUGGUGUGUGGGGACACGCUCUCCCCAAGGCCCUGCCUGCUCUGGGCCCCACUCCCGGUCUGGAUAACAGACCCUCGUCUUGCCUCAGUGCAGGCCUUGCUGCCCUCGCACCGGCCACAGCCCCGUCCUGUCUGCCAGCUGCUCCUGGGGCCCGAUCCUCUGGCCCUGGCCACUGCAGCUGCCCGCUCGCUGGCCUCCUGUCCUCUGGGCACACAGCUUCAGGGUGGAUCAGUCACCCCACGUCAGAUUCUGAGAAGGGAAAGGGAAGACUGAGGGGGGCGCUCGCUCGGCUGCACAGCUGCCCUGCUCUUGGGGCCGAGGUCCUGGACGGACAGACACUCACCGUCCCCCUGGCUAAGGCUCCCGCCAGUUCUCCUUCCCGUUCAGCACUUGCAGCUUCUCCAGGCUCUGGGUCACUAAGCACAGCACUCGCCCUGAGAACGGGGGCAGACAGUUACUGCUUCGCAGUCUGGAGGGCUCGAGGACACAGGAAUGGAUGACCUUGAGGGCUGGUGGGCUGUCCGGCCCCCUGGACUCACCCAUCUCCCGGACUCGAUCCUCCAGGGCUCCCGACAGCUGAGGGAGGCUCAGGGCCUGCAAGGCGGCCUGCCAGCCUUUGGAGUCUGCAGGGCAGAGAGCUGAGUAGGCCUGGGGUCUGUGCUCACGGGCCCUGCCUUUCCAUCCUGAGCCACUGCGACCAAGGGACGCCCCCUCCCCCAACCUUUGGUGCCAUACAUCCCCCUCAUUAUAUCGGAGUGUUCUCCUCCCACUUGUGGAGCAAAGCGCUGAUGCCGGUCAGGGCUCAGCCCCAGGAAUGUGUGUGAGGGCCCCUGCCUACUGGGCUAUGCCCUGGGGGGGCCCAGCCAGGGGCUGUAGAAGUCACUUGAGGUCUUGGACAGUGGAGGCAGCCAUGGCCCAAAGGCCACCUGGAGGGACAGUGAGGACAUGGGCUUGGGCACGUGAGAGGAUCUGGGGUGGGGUGGUGUCAGUGUGAUAACUGCACUGAGACAAGUGGUAAAACCCAGCCUGGGGAGGUGUCCCUGCCCUCUGUCUACCUGUUCUGGGUCCAGGACACUGCUCUCCUUACCAGCUGUGGGGAGGCCUGGGCCCAGCAUGGCCCCGAGCGGGGAUUCAUCCUGCUGCACUCGGGCGGACAGCUCAGCUUGACAGGCUCUGCCGGACACGAGAACCAAUCGCUGGUGAGGGGAGAGGCCAGGCGAUCGCAGACACCCUUCUCCCAGAGUGUGAGGCGGGGCUCUGCCCUGUGCGCCCUGCCAGCCUGUGCCUGUGCAGCCCGGGCAGAGAAAAGACCCACACGGGGCCCCUCUGCUGCCUGGUCUGCCCUGCAAGGAGGGACAGCCAGAUGAAACUGGGGUGGCGGUGACUCCAGGAGGCCCUGAAAACAACCCAUUCUUGGAAGAAUCUGGAGGAAACAGUGACUUGGCCUGGCCCUGGCCCAGGGGCAGCUCGGACACCCACUUACUGCAGCUGGUCCAGGACAAGCGCAGCGUCCCGGGCCAGGGCCCAGGUCUCCUGCAACUGUGCAUGGACGUCCUUGCGGGCGCCGUCCUGUUCCAGGAGGCAGCUUUCCACCACGGCCCGCAGCUCCUGUUCCUGUGACACCAGGCCCCGCAUGGCCUCCACCUCCUCACAGCGCUGCAGCGGGAGAGGCAGCAGGUGCAGCAGGCUGGUUCAGGGGUGGGGAAUGACCACUCGGGCAGGGUUCCCCCACCCCAGGUUCCAUCUCCGCCGUCAGACUGCCUCCUCCUCUCCUGGCCUGGGGGGACCUGUCUCCACCUUGGAGCCCCCCCGGCCUGGGCCCCUUCCUGCAAGCCCUGUGGUGUGCGCUGCUGACACCCUUUCUCCCUCCUGUGCCCACCUGUGCGCCCCACUGCAUCCAAGCCAUGAUGCUUCCUGGCCUCGCUGUCCUGUCACCCGCCCUGGCUGUUGCUCUCCGCUGAUUCUGGGCAUCUGUCUCCACUCUGUGUCCUCUGCACGUCCCCUGCCCCAGCUCUCUACUUACUUUGUGCAGCUGGAUGGCAAGCUCCUGCAUCUCGGCUUCAAGCCGGUCGGCGUAGGCCAGCUCCAAGGCAUCACUGGGGGGGCGGGCGCUGCUGUGCCAGCGGGCGAUGGCAGAGGUCAUCUUUCUCUUGGGCCCAAACAACCUACAGCAGGGAGUGAGAGGACACGGAUCAGCACCUGCUCUAUGUGGAGGUUCCGUGGGCCGUCCUUCUACCAAGACUGUCUGCUAGAAAGAUCCCAGCUUUGAAGGGGGAGAGUAGCCCCCAGGAUCCUGGGACAGAAGACAGAAAGCAUCGUGAGGAGUCGUGACCUUCCCACCCUGCCUGGCUGCUGCUUUCACUAGACAGGGAGCUGGGGCUGCUGGGGAUGCUCUCAAAGGUGGACAGUGGAAAAUGUCAGGGUGCCCUGAGCACAGCAGUGUCUGCUGGGCCAGCUCGGGGCCUCGGGACCCAGGCUGCCUGCACCUGAGCUGGGAGCAGCUGCAGAAGUGGACAGCUGACAGCAGGGAGAAAGCUGGCCACUCGACAGGAAGGGUCUCCACCCAAAUGCUGGGAGCUGCACCUCAGCUGGUUCCUGGGCAUCGUAGCCAGAGGCCUUGGGACUCACGUGAUGCCGAUUUCCUUCAGGUCGCUCUCAGUGAGGGUCAAAAAGAUGCGGAGGUCCACGUCCUGCUCCUCAAACACCUGCAGGUAUUUGAGGCAGCCAAUCUGCUCCAGCAGUGUGGCGAGGUCCUAGAGGGUGAGGAGCCAGGGCAGGUCAGAAGACAAGGCAGGCCACGAAGACGUGGGGGCAGGAAAAGGCCUGUGCUGCACACAGAGCUGCCUUUCUCCUGCUGAGCACCUGGCCUGUCCUGAGCUCUGCUGACUCCCAAGUUCGGCAGAGAGCCUGGGCUGCCCCCUGUGUGUCCUCAGGCAGGGCAGGCAGGGCGUCUCUGGACCAGUGUCUUCACUGCAGCAGCAAGCACACCCUGUGGCAGGUCUGCGGCAGCAGCUCCUCUCAGUCUCUGCUGACCCGGGACUCUUCAUUUUUCCUUCACUCUGGGGGACAGUCUUUGCUGGACGCUGCACUGUUGGUUAACAUGUCGUCCAUGUCUUCUGGUCCCUGUGGUUUCUGAUGAGAAAUACGCUGUUAAUUGUCUGGAGAUCCCGUUGUACGUGCUGAGUCACUUCUCUCUUGCUCCAAGAUUCUUUGUUUAGUGACACUCUGAUUGUGAUGUGUCCAGGUGUGGCUCUGAAUUUAACAAACUUAGAGCUCAUUCAGCUUCUUGGAUGUGCAGAUUCAUUUUUUGAUCAAAUCUGAGAAGAUUUGGCUUUUUUUUUUUUCACUGAAAACUUUUUUUUUGGCCUUUUGGAUAGAAAUGGGAAUUUAUUUGCCAGGAAGGAUGAUCCCAUAGGACCAGUGCCGGGCCUCCUCUUCGCUAAUUCUGUGUUUGGUCACAAUGCAGCCUGCCCUGCACUUCUUGCCUGCGAUGCUGAAACCUGGCCUCCCCAGCACCACGUAGAGGUCCAGGCUGUAGGUACCAAUGCCUGGUAGUUUGAUCCCCAGAUCGACGUGUUCUUGGAUCCCCAAAUCAAAAUUUCCAGUAUCUGAGAGAUUAUUUUUUCUUAACUUGCAUUCUCGCACCUUUAGAUGUUUCUCCAGGAUUUCUUCUGCCUUGGCCCCACGGACUGUGCAGUGGACAGCAGUCUUUUCAUUUCCCCUGAUAAGAUUUGGCUAUUUUAUAACAUUUUUUCUACUUUUCCCUCCCUCCUCCCCAGGAACACCAUUACGUGCACGCUGUUACACUUGCUGGUGUCUCACAGGUUUCUGUUCAUUUUUCCUCAUUCUUCUUUAUCGGAUUGGAUAACCUCAAGUGAUCUAUGUUAAGUCUUCUGGUUCUCUCUUCUGUGUGCUCAAACCUGCUGUUGAGCCCCUCUAGUAAAAUUUUCAUCUCAGUUAUUGUACUUUCAGUUCCAGAAUUUCUAUUUGGUUCAUUUUUAUUUCUAUCACUUUAUUGAUAUUCUGUAUUUAGACAUGGUUUCCUUUAGCUCUUGGAACAUAUUUUAUUCCUUUCUUUGUUUCUGUUUUACAAACCCUGUGUCAAGGGCUGACUUUCAGGAGAUGGCAGUGACGGAGCUGCUCUGCUACGUAGGAAACCCCGACCCAGAAGCAGGUAGCUUCGCCCCACCGGCUCCUCUGCCAAGCACAUACACCAAAUCUUGGAACAUAUUUAAAGAAGCUGAUUUAAAGGCUCCAAUCGGCAUGUGUUUAAGGUAUGGAGAGGUCAGCUGCUCACCGAGCCUGGGAACACAGGCGCUGGAGAAAGCUCGCCAGAGGGGCUGCGAGGAGAAACCAGCAAAAUCACAGGCUUUUAGUGAAGAGCAGAGCUGUGGCUUUAAUAAAUGGCAAAUGCUGACCUCUCUUCCACCUCUGUACCACUUAUGCCCGUAGAGGGUGGGAGAACACACUAGGCAGUGGCGCUGCUGUUGUACCUGUAAUCCUGGACAAACUGCCCAAUCAGAGCAGCCACGAUGAGAAAGGCAGCAAUUAAGUUCUCAUUAAGUCCCGACUAAGUGCCACUUUGCCUCUGCUUCCCAUGCAGCUUGUCACUGUCACCUGAAAGCAGUUCUGUGAUGCUGGUCCUGUGUUUCUCCUCCCCAGGCUCAGGGAGGCUGAGCUGAGCAUGGAAACCAGGGGGAGAGACGGAUCCCUCCAUGGAAAGGAAUGAACAGAAGCCCGGCAACUGGCUCCUCUCACCAUUAGGAAUCCUCUCAGCCCGAGUAGCUUUCUAGGUCGUGUGGAGAAAACCACCCCACUCUUUUCUCUCAACAGUGCCAGCCCCAUGGGAAGUACAAAUAACUGCCUCACAAAUCACAAGAAGCCCCACGGUCUUACCUGGGGUCCUGAGUAGGGGGACCUGUCAGUCUGGGGGAUCAAUCUUGGGGCACAGGAAGUCCCGGUGCCAGGAGGCCACUGGCUGUCGCUGCUGCUGUAACGAUUCUUGGUCUUCACGUAGCUUUUAGUUUGUUUGCGAACCGAGCUUUUCCGCGCAUGAUCCGAAUCCUGUGGUGAGAGGUGUGUGUUUAAAGCAACUGCGGGGGCUGGCAGCUGACAUGCUGCAUCCAAGCUCUGCUCCCUGCCCCACCGCCAGUGUAUGCGGCUUCCUCUGCACGCUCCCCUCACGGUGGGGAAGGUCUGAAACUUCCCGUAACUCCCCCGCCUGCCAGAGGCCUCCCCGGUGGCGGCCCCCGUGGCACUGCAUGGACACGCUCACCUCAAGUGAACUGCUAGGCAGCCCCCACGACGCCGGGGGAGGGGGAGGAGGGGGGGAGGGUCACCUCGUUGCUCUCCAGGGAGGCCUCGCUGCUGAGUUCCGGGGCCCGGGCCAGGCCCUCACUGCUGCUGCUGCUCCUCGCGGCCCCGAGGUGGGCACAGAAGGCGUGCUCUUCUGACAAUGGCGAAGACGAGGACGCCUGACCACAGGCCUCGCCCAUGGCGACUCCCCAGAGCCCUGUCCCCGAGCGGCUUCAGCCACAGCGCUCCCCGGCCCCUCCAAUCGUUCACUGUUUGCUUCUGCUUCACGCCGACUGCCAGGCCAGGCCCUUCCUCUCUAGGCUCGGCAGGGUUUGUCUGCUCUGUUCACCGAUAAAUGCAAGCAUCUAGCCAGUGCUUGGCACACAGGACACUCGGUAAACAGCUGUGGAAUGGACGAUGCACAUAACAUACGAAGACAUUUCCUAAGGACUUACCAGUCAAGAGACUAAGCCUGUCUGUCUGGACUGACUCCCAGAUCCUGCUCAGAGACCCUGGGUGAGAAGUCUCCUCACCUGUCCCCACGCCAGAUUAUGACUCUCCUCACAACAGCCAGAACCUUCUCUAACCUUCACCCUCUCCUCUGCCGGAUGGACCCAUCACAGGGCCACGGCCCAGCUGGACUGGUGGUGGGGGGGUGUGCGUACCCCGGCUGCUGCUGCUGCUGCUCUCCACAUCCCGCUCAUUGAUGGGGGAGGUGACGUCCCUGUAGCAGAGGCCCCCCUCUUCCAGGGGGUUCUCAUCGCUGCUGUUGAAGGUGACGUAGCCCCGUGGAGGCACCUGUUCUGUGGACAGAAUAGGGCAUGUAAAUCCACACGCAUGCAUAAGGAAGGACGAGUUCUUCCUUCCACACACAACCACCACCUCAGAGGGAUCUCGGCGAGGGGAGCCCCAGGACAGCAUUCUCUACUCGCCACGGUAACCUGGACAGAGCUGUGCCGUCCGCAAAUGAGGAAACAGGCUCCAAGGGGUUAGUGACCGGCUUGUGCCCAGCAGCGGGUGCACGUGGAGCCAGGCCUGGCAGUGGCGGCCUCUCUAUCACGCCACGCUGUUGCUUUGCCAAGAGGACAAAGUAGGAGACAGUAAGCUGUAUUUACAAAUUCCUGAGCCAAAGGAAAACUAUACUACAAGGUGUUCCCGCAGCUGGAAACAUCUACUCUCAUACACACACCGGCCUGCAUGGCCCCUGCGACUUUCCAGCACAGGGGCCAGUCAACCCCAGUCAAGAAGAUCCAGCUGAACAGGAAGGUAAGAGGCCCUGGCUAAACAUUAACGGCAGCGACAGUGAAUUAUAUCACCUCUGAAUGUCUGCCUGCGAGAAAACAAGAAGAGGCGGAACACAAACCAGUGUUUAAUUCCGCCUUUGCCCCUUCCUCUGCCCCACAGAAAGUACGUGUAUUUGCAUGAAAGAGCCUGGCUGGUGGGACCACAGGUAACUUAUUUUCUUCUUUAUACCUUUCUGAAGUUAGAGAUUUUUUACAUCAGCACAUGCUAUUUAUCAUUCAAAAAUGUUUUUUAACUUUUGGCAAAGAGCAUAUAUGCACUUACAGAAAAUUAAACUUUCACACAGUGUAAGAAGAAAAACAGAAUCUCCUGAAAGGCCGGAGCUGAGAGGCUGGUGAACACUCCUUCCUAUGCCCCGGCCACAGCUCAGGCAGGACAGGUGGCCUGGGCUUCUCCAAAGGAACAGACUCUGCUACUCAUCCCAGAGCCCCGAGCUCCCAGCUGCCAGACCGGACGCCCGUGUCCUCACCUUCAGCACCAGCUCACCAGUCAGCCCCCUGGAUGCUGGGAGGAGGCAGGCCUGGUUACCAACCAGUGCCAGGACCCCUUCCAAGGGUCUGAGAAGGGAAUCAAGUCCUCACAUGGUCUCCUGGCUGGGAGGGGGUUCUGAGGGCUGCUCGCUAGACCAGCGGCCUGGCCACUGAUGGGUGAGACCCACACUGGAGUCUGGUCACUCAGGCCAGCACAAGAGACAGCGUCAAGCCCAACUCGCCCCAAGCACUCAGCGCCUGUGCUCCCCAAAAGCACUGCACUCAACACUCAGGAGCUGACGGUCUGACAAAAACUCAGGCCAUCUGGAAACUCAGGGUCUAGGGUUCUGGCCUACCAGGUGUCUGGUGGGCAGUUCUCAAAUCCACACCCUGAGAAAAGAGUGCGAGGGCAGAGUCCUCCCCAGGGGAUGCGGCAGAGACAGGAAGGGGACUCAACGGUCACGUUCUCCCUGCUGGGCUGACCCACCCACGUGAGGAAUGGAUCCAAGCUCAGUUAUCUCUCUCCUACAGGAGAGAAUGUUCUAUUUGUAGUUUUAACCAACAGAAAGGAAACUCAAAGGACGAACCAAAACCCAAGAGCGAGACGCUGACUAAUGUGUCUCCAUCCCUGUGAUGGAUUCUGAGUCCUUGAGCUGCUGCUCCUACCCGGCAGCCCAGGCGGCCCCCACGUCAGGAGCCUGAGAGUUGCUCGUUCUCUCAGACAGAAUCCUAGACUAUGGUGUCAAAGCCACCGGGAUCAUGGGGCACUAACCAUAGCAAGGCUGCUGUAUCCUGCCUCCGAGUCCAAUAGCUGUGAGCCUGGCCAAGGCUCGCGGCCCCUCGUGGAUGCUGAGGCCCUUCUUCCGACAGGGCCUCUGUCUCUGAGGGACAGGGCAGGAUUCAUCUGAAGAGCUCAGAUCUUCGUAUUUUUCUGUGGGUCAAACACCAAAAUUUAGACAGUAUGUUCAGUGAUGGACUAAUUUACUAAUCCUUAUAAUGAACUGAAAUAAAAAUCAUCGUAAUUGC